AUGUCGUCUGACGCUGCGCUCACUCAGAUCCUGGCUCAGUUGAAUGCGCUCCAGGUGUCGCAGCAGACUCUCCAGGCAAAGAUCGAUGCCCUCACCGCUGCCAAGGAUAAUGCGCCCGUGCCCAUGACCCCGCCGUCUCACAAUGAUGCCAUUCCAGAUUCCCCGUCGCGGUCUCUCUCCAGUUUUGCCGGAUCCCCGUCGUCAACACCUAACAAGAUUUCUCUUGCGUCUUCGACGCCUGUCGUAGGCACCCCGCCUCUGCAGUCCGAUGAUAAGGAGCGCGAGAGAGCGCUAUACCCCGGACGCGUCCUACUCACCACCUAUCCCGAUCAACACGGUAUCAAGCCCUUCCCCCUCCAAUGGGGCGCCGCCGACCCCAAAGUCCGCGGCCCGGUCAUCUGCUCGCGCCUGCCGACCUCCAUCAAGCAGCGCAACGCCCUCGGCGCACACAGCGGCUCCUACUCCAUCUACCGCGCACUGUCCAUCGCGAUGGGCUCGCUCUCGCCCUCGCACAAGCCCGACUACUCCAAGACCGAACCCCCCGUCGACAUCCCGCCGCAGCCGGCGUGGGCGGACCCGACGAAGAUCGUGUCGUUCGAUCCGUGGGGCCACUUGGUGCCGCAGGUGUACAAGCACGAGGUCGACGAGCUGGGGCUGGAUGUGAGGCCGAGUAUUGCGGUUACGAAGGCGCAUAUCAAGUUGAGCGAGAUUGAUGAGGCUGCGAAGAGGGGCGAGAUCGAGGUGGACGGCAAGAUUGUGAUAAAGACGAAUCCGCUGAGGAAUGCGGAUGGGACGGAGAGUGCUCUGGAUCCGGGUGUGGAGAUUCAUGUGAGCAAGGCGGCGGUCGAGCCGGUGUGGUAUCUGCCUGGUGUCGCUGAGCGUUUCGGCAUCUCAGAGACUCUUCUGCGUCGUGCGCUCUUCGAGGACACUGGAGGGAUGUACCCCGAACUCAUCACCCGACCCGAGAUCAAGGUCUUCCUCCCGCCCAUUGGCAACUUGACCGUUUACAUCUUCGGUAACCCCGCAUUCAUGUAUGACGAGUCUAAGGAGCUCACCCUGCGUGUCCACGACGAAUGCAAUGGCUCGGACGUGUUCGGCUCCGACAUUUGCACGUGCAAACCCUACCUCGUGUUCGCCAUCGAGGAGUGCAUCCGCACCGCACAGCGCGGCGGUGUCGGCGUUGUCAUCUACUUCCGCAAGGAGGGCCGCGCGCUCGGCGAAGUCACCAAGUACCUCGUGUACAACCUGCGCAAGCGCGGUGGCGACACGGCGGACAAGUACUUCAAGUCGACGGAGCUCAUCGCCGGCGUCAAGGACAUGCGGUUCCAGGCGCUUAUGCCCGACGCUCUGCACUGGCUCGGGAUCAAGAAGAUCGACAACAUGGUGUCCAUGUCGGAUAUGAAAUACGACGCCAUUGUGCAGUCUGGCAUCCCGAUCUUGAAGCGGUACGAUCUCCCCGAGCACCUUAUUCCGCCCGACUCGCGCGUCGAGAUCGACGCCAAGAUCGCAGCGGGAUACUUCACGAGCGGCAAGCAGGUCACCGAGGCCGACCUCAUCAAGACCGUCGGGCGCACCUGGGAGGAGACCGAGCAUUGA
This is a messenger RNA of Coniophora puteana RWD-64-598 SS2, 1596 nucleotides long. RefSeq lists its product as uncharacterized. NCBI's taxonomy places the organism in Eukaryota, Fungi, Basidiomycota, Agaricomycetes, Boletales, Coniophoraceae. Gene Ontology annotation, molecular function: GTP cyclohydrolase II activity. Gene Ontology annotation, biological process: riboflavin biosynthetic process. The record is from RefSeq and is a predicted model, not a curated record. The transcript has 9 exons. Bases 1 to 1596 code for a protein of 531 amino acids.